Molecule: messenger RNA, 1814 nt
Organism: Frankliniella occidentalis (western flower thrips)
Lineage: Eukaryota; Metazoa; Arthropoda; Insecta; Thysanoptera; Thripidae
Product: gonadotropin-releasing hormone receptor-like
Exons: 4
Biological process (GO): neuropeptide signaling pathway
Cellular component (GO): membrane
Molecular function (GO): corazonin receptor activity
Source: RefSeq, a predicted model, not a curated record
CGCCCCCCGGUUCGCACAGCACCGCGCCCCACCGCCGCGCGCCCUCCGCCGCCUCGUCGGCCGCGCAGCCGCGCGCGCCCUCCGCGUCCUCUCGCUCGUCAGCGUGUGCGCCCGCGUGCGCGGCGCCGUGCUCCGCCAGCUGGAGAUGGGCGCUCGCGUGCCCACCACGCGUUAGGCCGGCGCCGUACCCUUCCUGCUCCGUCGCCUCUCCAUGUCAUCGACCACGUGCACUCGCAUUACUACUGGAGAGAGAGAGAGAGGCGGUCGGCCCCCACGGCGUCCUCGCUGAGAGGGCUUUCGCCCCGGCUUUUCGCCUCGGUUUUCGGCACGGCGUGUCAUGCCGCUGCCUCCGGGAAGGCCGGAAGUCAGGCGCCACCGCCGCCCCCUAGCCGCGAGCCUUUGAUGCUGCAGCGGAACGCCUCUCCCGGGACGCCAAGACCCGCCUCGUCACGCUGAAGAUAGAUAUCGCGGAGCACCUUGCGCACCUGUGGCACACGCCACGGAACACCCCAGCAACAGCUGCGAAAGUAUCGCGGCCUACGGCAGAGGCUCAAGGCACACUCCGACUAAAAAAAAUAAAAAAAGAAAGAAAGAAAGAAAGCGAAAGCACUAAAAUGAUUCGUGUCGCGCAGAAAACCCCAUCCAACGACUCGACUGCGCGGACGGGGAUCUCUUUGUGUUAGCUGCAAAUUCGUGGACUCAAAAAAUAUUUAAAAAAAUCAUAGUCACAAAUAUGCACCGAUCGUGGGGUCUUUUGAAAAAAGUUCAUUUUCACUACCUUACAAAAAUAUCAAUUAACAUUGUUUGGGUUAGAAGUUUGGGGUGGCAAACACUUCCUAUUCAUGGCUAUGUGAAUUAAUCAUGAGAGUCUUGAAGUUCAUUUUCUUCGCCACGUAAUUACUCCCGGAAAGAAGAAAAUGGCGGAAAUGGCAAAAAAGAGUUUCGUUUAAAAACACAAGCAGCCAACAACAUCACAAUAAUAACAUUACAACCCAGUGGGGCAUCAGUACAUCAGCAAAGUGAGAACGAAGUGUUUGCACUCCGCACUACCAUGCACACGAAUGGAGGCAUAAGGAAUAUAUCUGCUUACGGCCAUCUCCUCCGCAACGAUCGAGAGUGAGGGCUCCACAGAUGUGACUGGCGCGCGCCCCGCCCCGAUCGUCUUGUCCACCGCCAUGUCCAUGAUCGUGUCGGGCAGCGCGCUGGGGACGCUGGCCGCGCAGUACGGGCCGCUGUGCCCCGACGUGUGCGAGUGGCUGCAGCAGGUCACCGUCGACGUGAGCAACGGCUCGUGGUGCGGCAACGUGAGCGAUGCCGCGCUGCCGCAGGACGUGUGCGACGCGCUGGCCAACCAGUCCGCGCCCCUGUCGGCCUGCACGCGCUGCCUGCCGCGCGCGCCCACCCUCGACCGCGACGACGUGAUCCGCGCCGCGCUGCUCGGGAUGCUGGCGCUGCUGUCCUGCGUGGGCAACCUCUACACCAUCUACAGCAUCCGCAGCAAGGCGAGCCCCGCCGUGGUGUACAAGCUGCUGCUGCACCUGUCGGUGGCCGACGUGGUCGUGGCCGUGGUGUGCAUCGCCGGCGAGGCCAUCUGGAUGCUGCUGGUGCAGUGGCCCUUCGGCAACGUGGCCUGCAAAGCCUUCAAGUUUGUGCAGAUGACGGCACUACACGGCUCCUCGUACGUCGUGGUGCUCAUCGCGCAGAACCGGUGGGUGGCGGUGAGCCACCCGCUCGCCACGCGCCGCCACUCCACCUCGCUGCCGCGCUCCGUGUUGUUCGUCUGGGCCGUGGGCGCGUGCCUCAGCACGCCGCAG